Molecule: messenger RNA, 909 nt
Organism: Felis catus (domestic cat)
Lineage: Eukaryota; Metazoa; Chordata; Mammalia; Carnivora; Felidae
Gene: SRPRB
Product: SRP receptor subunit beta
Exons: 6
Coding region: 1-909 (302 amino acids)
Biological process (GO): protein targeting to ER
Cellular component (GO): signal recognition particle receptor complex
Source: RefSeq, a predicted model, not a curated record
AUGCUCCGCUCCGGCCGCCUGCGCAGAGCCCAGGGCCACGUUGCUUUCGCGGCGCUGGAGCCACGCAUCUCAGCCAUGGCUUCCGCGGAGUCGCGGCGGAUGGGGAAUGGCGGCAGUGUCGGGGGCGCCUUCCAACCCUACUUAGACUCCUUGCGGCAGGAGCUACAGCAGAGGGACCCGACGCUGCUGUCAAUCGUGGUGGCGCUUCUCGCAGUGCUGCUGACGCUGGGUAAAGAGGUGGCCGGUGGUUUUGGCGGGUUCACGGCGGGCGGGGUCCCGGCUUGGACUCGGCUUGUGCAGAUCGCCGACGCCGGGAGGCGAAGGCUGUUCUGGAAGUUCAUCCGCAGCAGAAGGAGCAGUCAAAGAGCUGUUCUUCUUGUUGGCCUGUGUGACUCUGGGAAAACAUUGCUCUUUGUCAGAGGUGCUAGCCUGACCUUGAUUGAUCUCCCUGGCCAUGAGAGCUUGAGACUUCAAUUCUUAGAGCGUUUUAAGGCUUCAGCCAGGGCUGUUGUGUUUGUUGUGGAUAGUGCAGCCUUCCAACGAGAGGUGAAAGAUGUGGCAGAGUUUCUCUAUCAAGUUCUCAUUGACAGUAUGAGUUUGAAGAACACACCAUCAUUCUUAAUCGCCUGCAAUAAGCAAGACAUUACAAUGGCAAAAUCUGCAAAAUUAAUUCAGCAGCAGCUUGAGAAAGAACUCAACACUUUACGAGUCACCCGUUCUGCUGCCCCCAGCACACUGGACAGUUCCAGCACUGCCCCUGUUCAGCUGGGAAAGAAAGGCAAAGAAUUUGAGUUCUCACAGUUGCCCCUCAAAGUGGAGUUCCUGGAGUGCAGUGCCAAGGGCGGAAGAGGGGACGCUGGCUCUGCUGACAUCCGGGACCUGGAGAAAUGGCUGGCUAAAAUCGCCUGA